AUGACUACCCUUCAGAAUCAGUUCAAAAGUUCGCUUCAGACAGCCAACAACAACGUGACCAUCACUCAGGAAACUUACCUUCCGGCCCUCGCCCUCAUCAUCCACUACUUCAACGCCGGCAACACCCCCUCUGAGCUCGCUCAAAUCAGGACCCAGGCCCAAACUUGGUGCAAGUCCUACUUCAAAACCGACACGCCGCCAUGCCACGCCCCGCCGGAGCUCGUUGCCGCCCACCCUCACCUCUUCGACCUCGGCAUCCCCUCCUGGCAGCGCCUCCAACACCGCGCCGCUUUCGCCCAAGAGACGGACGCGGACGGCGACCAAACGCUCCCGUUUCCGGACUGUCUUGAGCCCACGCUCCUGGAGGACUAUGAGAUAUAUGAAAUGGUCAACAGGCUGCACAACGAGCAGGCGGUACACGGGCAACAGGCUGACGACUACGGGAGAUGGAGGGUGCCCGUCACGGCGGCGGACGUGGGGUACACGCCCCUGGUUUUCUACAUCCCCGACAUCAUGGUCCACCUGGCGAGGCUUGCGCCGGGGGACGGCAUGGACAAAGCCGUUCUGGAGAGGCGGUUGCGGGACGUGGAUGUGCAGAUGGGCGGGGUGGAGAACGGCGACGGGCUCGACGAGGACGGGGACGACUCGUCGGUAAUGGCGAUUGAUACGGAUGUCGGGAAUGGGGAGGAUGUGGUGAUGACGCGGUGGGUGCUAUGA
Ustilaginoidea virens is the source of this 717-nucleotide messenger RNA. RefSeq lists its product as uncharacterized. Bases 1 to 717 code for a protein of 238 amino acids. The transcript has a single exon. The record is from RefSeq and is a predicted model, not a curated record. NCBI's taxonomy places the organism in Eukaryota, Fungi, Ascomycota, Sordariomycetes, Hypocreales, Clavicipitaceae.